Aspergillus steynii IBT 23096 is the source of this 2233-nucleotide messenger RNA. Its product is annotated as Sodium/hydrogen exchanger. Gene Ontology annotation, cellular component: membrane. The transcript has 3 exons. Bases 199 to 1974 code for a protein of 591 amino acids. Gene Ontology annotation, molecular function: antiporter activity. NCBI's taxonomy places the organism in Eukaryota, Fungi, Ascomycota, Eurotiomycetes, Eurotiales, Aspergillaceae. The record is from RefSeq and is a predicted model, not a curated record. Gene Ontology annotation, biological process: proton transmembrane transport.
CAUCUUUGAUCUUUGCACGCCUUCAUUCCACCUCAAAUUUCCCUGUCUUCUCACAAGCCAUCGGCACAUACCCGCUCUGAAGUAUUAUCUGAAUGUCCCACUGAUGGAGUCUGCUCGUAUUGAAGUUCUCUUGAAUCGUCGAAAAUUGCCCCUUCCUAUAUAGCCUCCUGGAUCAACAAUUACUACCAUCCUUAUAACAUGGCCGAUCAGUCCGAAGCGGCCUUUGCGUAUCAUGAGCCUGCCAUUGCGACGGUGCUCAAUUUGGCCGGAUUCUUGCUGGUCUUGAAUCUCGUCAAUGUCUGCCUCGAUAAACUGCUGUAUUGCGGCCUCAUCGGCCAGCUGUUCAUCGGCAUCCUCUGGGGUACCCCGGGCGCGAAAUGGCUCGAUCGCGGUAUGGAGACAGCUGUUCAGCAGCUUGGAUAUCUGGGCCUGAUUAUGCUCGUAUAUGAAGGUGGUCUUUCGACCUCAAUUAAGUCGCUGAAAGCCAAUCUCCUUCUGUCGCUUUCGGUAGCAAUCACCGGAAUCAGCGUGCCUAUGGGCCUAUCCUUCAUUCUCAUGGACCUGGUCUCCGCGACUCCGUUGCAGGCUUUCGCGGCCGGUGCGGCUCUCAGCGCGACGAGUCUCGGAACCACUUUUACCAUUCUGUCCACUACCAACUUGAUCACCACCCGACUAGGAGUUGUAACGACUAGUGCGGCGAUGAUUGACGAUGUGGUCGGACUGAUUAUGGUUCAGAUUAUCAGUAAUCUUGGUGGCUCGGACUCGUUCAGCGUGGUCACUGUUAUUAGGCCCAUUUUUGUGUCUAUAGGCUUCGCUGUUGGUCUUUUCCUGGCCUGUCGAUUUUGUCUUCAGCCUGUGCUGAGGAAAUUGGUGGGCUUGAAGGAUAAGAUGCCGGGGGUGGUGCUUACGGCGCAGUUUGCGUUCGUCGCGCAUACGUGUGUUCUUGUUGGUUUGGUUGCUGGCGCGACGUAUGCGGGGACUUCGAGUCUGUUCGCUGCGUAUCUUGCCGGAGUAAUUGUCUCUUGGUUUGACGGGAUAGUGGCUGAGAAGGAGCAGGCAGUACCAUCUCAGCAGAGUGGCGCCACCGAGUCUUCAAACACUCCAGAGACAUCCGACAAUGGGAAACAGCCGACUCGAGAACCAACCCCAUUGAGCUCUCCUGUCGAACACCCACCGGCAGCAGAACGUCAUGAAACCCCAACUGGCGUGGUAGUCUAUGAACGAUACUACAAAGAGCCCGUCAACCGGGUAUUCAUCCCUCUUUUCUUCGCGUCCAUCGGAUUCGCCAUCCCGAUCACCGAGAUGUUCCAAGGAAGCAUCGUAUGGCGGGGCGUUGUCUAUGCCCUCCUCAUGGUCAUUGCCAAGUUCAUUACCGGAUUAUGGCUGGUCCGCGUCUCCUUGAGUCCAGUAUACAGCCUUCUGCGCACCGCCACGAAGCCCUUCUCGUAUGCGACUCUCGUUUGCUUUGGUGCACGAAAGCCUGCUCCUAGGCAGAAGCAAACGACCGGUACCGAGAUCCCGAUGAAGGAAAGGACACCCCAGCCUCAGACGUCGGACACAGACGAAGGGCCAUCCCCGAGCACCAAUCCAGACACGCAGCCUGAUCAACCACCGCAGGCUGAGCCAUCAGAUCAUCCGGCCCCUUCCGCCGUCCCCCAGCGCACACCGUCCAAUCGUGUCUCCCUGCCCCCUAAGCCCAAGUCCUUGUAUCCGUCGUCGCUUCUUGGCCUUGCCAUGGUGGCCCGCGGAGAGAUCGGAUACCUGAUCGCCUCGUUGGCGGAAUCUCGGGGAAUAUUCUCCGACGGAGCGUCGACCGGAACGACGGAGAGUUACCUGGUCAUUGUCUGGGCUAUUACCCUGUGUACGCUUAUUGGGCCGAUCUGCGUGGGGACCCUGGUUCGACGGGUGAAGACGCUGCAGCAGAAGAGGGUCAGAUCCGGGGGUAUGGAUCCUCUGGGGGUUUGGGGUAUCUAGAUUGAGUGGGUCGGGGUAGCUGGAUCGGAUUUUGUUCUGGGCUGUGGAACACUGCAGGUCUGGUCAGCGCUGUAGGGGGUGGAUUGGAUUGGCUGUGCCGGGGAGGGGAUGUCCCAUUGGCUGGGAUGGCUCGUAUAUGUAUUCUGUGUUCAUCUGAGUGGAAUGCUCAUAUGGUAGUCGAUUGAGUAUAUCGAUGGUAUUGAUGUCUGGAAUAGUUCUGCCUAGCUUAGCCGGUUGAGAUUGGAAGAGCGUGUCACAG